Messenger RNA from Triplophysa dalaica, 2259 nucleotides. It is a transcript of the gene fam114a2, whose product is annotated as family with sequence similarity 114 member A2. The transcript has 14 exons. The record is from RefSeq and is a predicted model, not a curated record. The coding region runs from base 107 to 1624 and encodes 505 amino acids. NCBI's taxonomy places the organism in Eukaryota, Metazoa, Chordata, Actinopteri, Cypriniformes, Nemacheilidae.
GUUUAAGUCCAAGAGAGCGUGCGUCUGGAAAACAAAACACAGCAGUGACGUGGCCACAGGACAGAAAACAGAGACAGAGGACAUUAGGACAGUGUAAUGAAUUAAGAUGUCCGACAACGAAAGCUCAGCAAGUGACCAAACGGAGAAAUCAGUGGAUCAAGAAUCCUCAUCACCUGAUCGAGAUGAGCCCCCCUCCGAUAGUCAGAUUGACAGGUCUACUGAUGUAGCUCCAGUCCGUAAGACAAGGAGGAGACCUGAACAUAAACCUCCACCAGAGGACCAAAAGACCCCAGAGACACCACCACAAGCAGAAACUGCUUCAAACCCCUCUACAGAGUCGACUGAUUCUAAGGGAGGCUGGGGUUACUGGGGGAACUGGGGUAAAUCUCUCAUCUCCACUGCUACUGCCACUGUAGCCACAGUAGGCCAAGGGUUGUCACAGGUCAUUGAGAAGGCAGAGACAUCUCUUGGAAUCCCUAGCCCUGAGGAGCUUUCUGCUCAGGUGGAGGAGGAAGAGGAAAAAAGUGACGCCUAUAUUGAGGCAGAUAAAGAGGAAGGGUCGCAGUCUUCUGGAAUGGGCGGGGCUAUGGGAAUAAUCUCCUCCAGUAGCAUGGGAAUGCUGUCUUCCUUAACCAGUGUUGUUCAGAGUACGGGUAAAACAGUUAUAAGUGGUGGUCUGGAUGCAUUGGAGUUUAUUGGGAAGAAGACGAUGGAUGUGAUAGCAGAGGGAGACCCCGGCUUUAAGAAAACAAAAGGGCUGAUGAACAGAAACUCAACACUGUCACAGGUCUUAAGAGAGGCAAAGGAACAAGAAGAGCAGCAGACAGCCGAUAACUUCACAUCGGAAACACAGAAGAAGGCUCAUUAUGGGAUGUUGUUUGAUGAGUUUCAGGGGCUGUCCCAUCUAGAGGCUUUAGAGAUUCUCUCUAGGGAGAGUGAUACCAAGGUGAAAUCUGUCCUGACCACUUUGUCAGGUGAGGAGUUGGUUAAACUGAGGGAAGAGUUAGAGGAGAUUAAGGAGCCGUUUUCCCUUACAGAGUUUGACGAUGAGGUGGAGGACGAUACAAGAGGUGAUGAUGGAGAAGAGUUCAUAAAGGAACUGACAGAUGUUCUUGAAAGCUUGCUCAUAUCCACGUCAGCAGAAAAGCUUUGCAAGGCCAGAAAGAACGCCUUCAGCCGCAUCACACACAUGAAGUCACAGCAGGAAGAUGAGGAGAAAGAACAGGAAACACCAGCGGUAAAAUGCAACGUUGAGGAGGCACAUUUGUCUGCCAUUACAAGCUUGGCCGAGUUCACCGCAAGAUCCAUAGAGCAAUUUCACAAAACAGCUGAAAUACUACUUCAUUGUAACACGGAUGAAGCCACAGAUGCAGAACAAGCCAAAAUCCUAUCGCAAGUCACUGUGAUUAUGUGUAAGGAGAUAUCAGUCCUUUGCAAAAAGUUCACAUCAGGCUUGACUGCCAUUGGGGCAAAGGAGAAGGGAGAAGUUCUCAAUCCACUUAUAACCAGCGUUUUUCUAGAGGCUUCAAACAGCGCAUCAUAUAUCCAGGAUGCGUUCCAGCUUCUAAUGCCGGUGCUUGAAGUGUCUCAUAUUCAAAGGACAGUGGAGUCUGCACAGGCUUAAGCACUAAAAGAAGUCCUGUGCCAACACAGUGUUUUUAAAACCAACAUGCAACAUCAUAUGAUGAUGAUAUCAGUUAUCCGCUCAGGUAGACUUGGUAACCACAUGAUAUACUUUAUGGACUUUCCAGCUGAACUGUAAAUAAGGUAUUGUUGGCUCUUCUUUUGUAUUUUAGUAUAUUUUUGAAUAGUGUGAGGAUUCUCCCUAUUGCUGACAAUGUACAAAAUAAUACUGUCAUUUAAAUGCAUUUCAUCAUGAUUAGAUGUAUAAUGAAAUUAUAAUUUAAAAGUCUUAAAUAUAUAUAUUGUUCCCAGAUAUUGGUUUAUGCAAGUCAUAUCAGUGUUAAUGUCAAUUAUCUUUUAAAUAAACUAUUGUUAAUUGUCUUAAGAGUGUUUUGGACAUUUAUGAAUACAGUUUACAUACUACCCUAUGCACAACUUUAAAAAUAUGUUUAGCUGUGACAGUGUGUACUAAAAGUAUAGCCUUCAUUGCCACUAGAUGGCAAUGUCACACUGUCUUCAUGUAUUCUGCAGUCCGUUUUUGUUUCCUCAUUUAGUUUUUUUGUUUAGUGCAUUAUCGUAAGAUAACCAUUAAGAUCCAGAUUCUAUUCAAAUGCAUUAAAUAAAACGAUCUGAUUA